This is a messenger RNA of Misgurnus anguillicaudatus (oriental weatherfish), 991 nucleotides long. Lineage: Eukaryota; Metazoa; Chordata; Actinopteri; Cypriniformes; Cobitidae. The record is from RefSeq and is a predicted model, not a curated record.
CAAGAAAUGUUGUGGUGUCCAUCAGUGGAUCUGGUGAAAUAAUGGAGGGUGAUUCAGUAAAUCUGACCUGCAGCAGUGAAUCAAAUCCACCUGUUCACACCUACACCUGGUUUAAGGAGAAUGAAACAUCAUCUGUUGGAUUUGGACAGACGUACAGCAUCACUAACAUUAACUCCAGUCACAGUGGAUGGUUUUACUGUGAGGCUCAGAAUAAAGUCGGAUCUCAGAGAUCUGCUGCUGUAUCAGUCACAGUAACAGGGGUUCAUGGUUUUGCUCUUUAUACACUUUAUGGGAUUCUUGCUGGAUGUGGGGCUUUGUUCAUCAUCAUCAUCUUCAUCAUUUUGUUUAUGAUGAAGCGCAGAAGAGAUCGUACAGCAGAAGACAUCAAGCAGAAGCAGACGGCUGACUCGAAUGAUGAUACAUACACAGCUCUGAAUCCUGAGUCCAGAACAUCUGAUGACAUUUACAACACAAUCAGAUCUGAUCAGUGCAGGGCUGCUGAUGGCGUCUACACGACUCUUGAGCUUCAGUCCAGAUCUUCUGAAUAUGACACACUUACAGUAAACAGACAUUAAACUCUCUCUGACUCUGACAGGCAGCACUGUACACUGAUGUAAUGUUGUGAUGUGUUGUUUAUUAUUACUAAUAAACUGAAAUGUAUAAAGCUGUUAUGUUAAGAUUUACACAUAGUUAAACCUUUAAGUACAUUAAAAUAUAUUUUCUAUCAUCAUAAUGACCACAUUUCUGUGUUAUAAUCCUCAUCUGUAUCCCAGAAGAGACUUCUCGCUCUCUGAAGUUCACACAGAUGCUGAUAGUCAUUAAAUAUGAUUGACUGAGAUGAUUGUUCAGUAUUGAGAGUCUGUCACACCUUCAGUACAGUAGAGGUUAAAUGUGAUCUUCUGAUUGGUCAGUUUAAGUCACAUGGUCAAUGAUUAUUCAUAUAUCUUCUUUGAAAACAUUUAAUUCAGCAUGUUAAAGCAGUGUUAAUAAA